GAGCCGCGAGCGAGUGGAAGAUGGCGGAGGCUCGUCGGGUGGAUCCGCCGGAGGAGCGGGAGAGGGGCUCCACGGUGCCGCGGCCCCCGAGCGCGCGCGACUUGCAGUUGGCCUUGGCAGAAUUAUAUGAAGACGAGGUGAAAUGCAAGUCUUCCAAGCCCGACAGGCCUACAACGACAGCCUUUCAGAGCCCACAGACUCCGCCGCGUCGGAUUUAUUCAGGUGAGCAGGAAUAUGGUGGAUUACAUAUAGUUCAGCCUCCAACUGGGAAAAUCGUGAACGAACUUUUCAAAGAGGCGAGGGAACAUGGGGCUGUCCCUCUAAAUGAAGCCACGAGAUCCUCGAGUGAUGACAAACCUAAGUCAUUUACAGGUGGAGGAUACAGAUUGGGCAACUCCUUCUGUAAGCGUUCAGAGUAUGUCUAUGAAGAAAAUCAGCUGCAAGAUGUUCAGAUCUUACUGAAGUUGUGGAGCAAUGGUUUCAGUUUAGAUGAUGGUGAAUUGAGACCUUACAACGACCCAACAAAUGCUCAGUUUUUGGAAUCUGUCAAGAGAGGAGAGAUCCCCCUGGAGCUUCAGCGACUGGUCCAUGGCAGCCAAGUGAACCUGGAUAUGGAGGAUCAUCAAGAUCAAGAGUACAUAAAACCCAGAUUGCGGUUCAAGGCGUUUAGUGGAGAAGGGCAAAAGCUUGGAAGCCUUACACCUGAAAUAGUCAGUACUCCUUCCUCCCCAGAAGAAGAGGAUAAAUCAAUACUUAAUGCAGCUGUUCUUAUUGAUGAUUCAGUGCCCACCACAAAAAUCCAGAUCCGUUUAGCAGAUGGAAGUCGCCUGAUACAGAGGUUCAACAGCACACACCGGGUUCUGGAUGUACGAGACUUUAUAGUACAGUCACGUCCUGAAUUUGCAACUACUGACUUUAUUCUUGUGACUUCGUUUCCAAGUAAGGAGCUAACGGAUGAAAGCCUGACACUACAAGAAGCGGAUAUUCUUAACACUGUGAUACUCCAGCAGAUAAAAUAGUAUCGCUCCAGUCUGUGUAGGAGCAUGUAGGAACAGGUAAUGUCAUGCAGAUUAGUAAAAUACUUCCAGCAUAAAACGGCCAAAUUAUUUUUAUGAUUCAGAUAAAUUCUGGUUUUGCUGCCGUUCUAUCUUCCAGUCUUUGUCAAGAUAAAGUUAGACUAAAGAUAGAGCUUAAUAUUUGAAUUUUUAACUGUAGGGCUGGCUUAUAUUGAUAGCUUCUAAACGUCUAGCUCAAUCAACUUACUACUAGCUCAGUGUUAAUUUAAUGACAUUUUUAGAUGAACAGAAUCCCUUUUUGGCAAAUGUAUUUGGUAAAAUUUGCACUCAAGUUUCUUAAUUCAGCAAUGACCAGUAGCCAGUAAGGAUCCUUUUUCUGUAAUAUUUGCCAGAGUAUCUGCUGUGAGUUUGAAAUUGUUUGAUCAUACAAUAAUGAAGGUUUUGCAUAUUCUUUUUACAUAUUGUUUGAACUAUGUUUUAGUAACACAGAAUGUAUUUUGGCCUUGUAUUUUAUAGAAUUACAGCUGCCAUAAACUAAAUUUUAAUACAUGUGAGAGUCAUCAGCUCUUGAAGACAUGAUAAACAGCACUUUAAAAUCAAGAAAUUAUAGUCCCUUCCAGAGCCUGCCUUGAUCACUUUCAUUCACUCAUUCAACAUUUUUAUAGGGAAUAUAUUACACAAAUGUGUAAUAUGCAACACAGAAUAUAUUCUUCAGUGUAUGAAGUAUGAACUCAGUCUGAGAGACUGGAGUAAAAAUUACCAGCAAGACUUGUGUUUUUCCUGUGUUAGGCAUUGCUUGAAUGGCCUGCUCAGUGUGAGGAGUAACAGAAAGAUUGUUUUCCUCCAGGCACCAUUCUGUCCUUAGUCACCAUUUCUGUGUAGUUUUCUGUUGUUGACAUAAGAAAAUGCAGAAUUUAUGACUGAAAUUGCACAGAUUUACUAUCUUAAAGGUGUGUGUAGGUUCGAGCUUCUCUGAGCUAGCAUCAAGGUGUUGGCAGGACUGCAUGGAGGCUCUGAGACUCAUUCCCUGGCUGCUGAGCUCCAGAGGCCCCUGUGUUCUUGCCCAUCUGACAUGGUGCUCUCCUCCAUCUACAGCCAGUGCUUGGAUCUUUCUCACCCUUCUGUAAUUCAUGUUCUUGACAAUGUUCUCUGCUUUUGAGGAUGUAUAAGAGGAGAUGUGAUGCUCAGGGGAAUCCAUGAUCAUUGUCAAAGUUAACUUUUAUAGUAACUAAAAAUUAUUCAGACUUGCUCUUUUAUAUUUCCGUUACAUCUUCAUGGAGUUGGGGGAAUUGAUAAGGUUUUUUUUUUGCCACCUACCAAACCAACUUACCCCUUCCAGAGGUGCUCAGAUAUUCCAACCUAACACAUUGUGUCUGAGUCCAAAACCUUAGCUGGAUUUCAUUGAUUGAAAGUCCCAGAUCUCAUUAAGAUUAUCUAAAUUAAGUAGAGAUUUCCUCUCUACCUAUGACACUAAAAGUGAGUUAUCUUCUUGUAGGUAAAUGUCAGGACAACUAUAAAAUAAACAUUGGCGUGUAAAAAGUCAGGAAACAGUGAAAAGUGGAGCCUCCAGUACCAAGGAGCAUACAAAUUCAGCCAGACAUUCCAUUCACCUUCUAAGGCCGAAGGUUAAUGUGUGACUUUGAGAACUUAAAAUUUUAACUUUUGACUGUCUUGGUCAUCCUCCUUUCACAGAAGCCACACAGCUUCUUUCUUCUUUUCCAUAUUAUGUUACUAUGUACCUUUCGUUUUAAAAUAGCAAAGGGCUGUCAAGAAACUUAAGGGUCUCUUGUCUGUCAUGAAGAUCAGCUCUAUUAAACAGAAAGCUCUUCCAAGCAUCUUUAUCCAUAACAGAAAUAAUCCCAUCUCUAAUUCUUUUUCAGAGAAAACAGAAUGGUGUCAUAUAUCCAUAAUCUCCUCAGAGAGCCUUUUGUAUGAGCAUGCAAACUUUUUUGUUAGAUAUGCCUGUGCCUGUGUGUGUUUGGGAGAUGCCUGAAGUUGAUGUUGGAAAUCCUAAGUCUCUCUCCACCUUAUUCAGACAGGGUAUCCCAGUUAAACCCAGAGCUCACUACUGCAGCUAGUCUGGGUAGCCUGCCCUGUGGGAAUUCAUUAUCUCCAUCUUUUGAAUGCUGGAAUUUCAGGCACCCAUCCUACUCAACCAUCAUGGUGAACUCUUUGGCUACUGAGCCAUUUUCCCAGUUCUUCAGACUUUUAUUCUCUCUCUCUCAUAUUCUCUAAAAGUUAUACAGCCACACCUUCUGUUUCUUUCUAUAACUCAGGUUUUCCUGACAAGUGUUAACAUUUUUUAAAAUAGCUAUUUUAAGUGUUAGUUGUCAUUUAGGUAGAGUAAGUAUUUCACUAAGCCCUAGUUUCUUUUUAUAUUUUUAUGUAUCCCUUCUUCAGUGUUUCUAUCUUACUAUCAAAUUCUACUAUAACCAGCAAGAAAAAAAAAAAACCAGGUUAAAGUUUACUUAAAUUUCAGCGUAGUGUUAAGCUCAUCAUAUACAAAUUCUGCUUUGCACAUUGCAUACCUUCAGUUUUCCAGUAGUGGAUUCCUCAUUUCUGAGGCCUCAGCAGCAGUGUCUUUAAUGUCAUCACUUUUUUUUUCCAGUGGCAAAAACUUUUCCUUAUGUAAGUAGCAUUAAAAUUGAAAAAAAUAUAUAAAUUUGAACUAAAUAUUAUGUUUAAUAUUCAAGCAUAAAUACAUAAUAUCAAAUAGUUCUACAUUGAAAGCAGAGCAUAAUAAAUUUUAAUAUUAUUUUAAAAUACAUUUUCUAUUACCAUUAUACAGUUGUAUAAGUUGAACAUUUCUUACUUGAAAUCAACAAUCUAAAAUGUUCCAGUAUCCAAAACCAGUGUAAGCAUGUUGCUUCAACAAAAAAUGCAUACCGUGACAGUCGUUUUCCCAGGGGGUUUCAUCACCGCAGCAGAACAAAACGAAGGACAUAGGUCGUAGAAGUAUUUCAUUGUUUCAGUUUCUUGGGAUUUUCUACGCAAAUCAUGUCUUUCCUUCAAAACUAGUGAAGAUUGCUCCAUAUUGAAGUGGUGAAUUAUUUGCCUAAUCCCCUGAGGCCCCUUUCCCCUGUACUUAGGGGUCCCUGUUCAGUAACAGUUUUCCUAGACAGCUAACUUUGUUUAUUGAGGAAAAAGCGACUGAGCUAGAGUUGUAUCUUUUUAAGUUCACUGGAGGAAGAUUUUCUUCAUUUUAAUUGUCAUCCUCAUAUUUUUUCUCAUCAUCUUGGGGUUCGUGAACAGCCACACAAACUACUCAGAUACUGGUCUCAGUAACAUAUGUAUGUUUUGUUGAAUGCACACCCCAAGACUGAUCAAUCAAGGAUGCAGCUGGACUCAAGAGUCAAGACUGCCACCCUGGGCAGUUCUUUGGAACCAACCAUAAACAGGUACAUUUACAGCAUUUGGCUAUCCACACAAAGCAGUGCUCUCUGACCUUUAAUUGGCUAGGUCUAACAUCAUAGUUGUCUAGGGAGUUUCCAAGACCUGAGGGCCUUAUGAUGGGGAGCUUCCAAACUAAAGAAAUUGUUUUGAUUAGGGCAAGGAACAUUAGGUCAAAUUAAGGUUAUGACCUAACAUGGUGGAACUCCUGUCAUGCUUAAGCCUAACAUUUCCCCUUGAAUUGUGUAGGGAGACAAAUCAUUGACUCCAGACUGUCCUCUGCAAGCCAGGGCUCAUACUGGUCUUAAGGACCAUAUGUUAAACAGAUACCCUUUUCUUUAUAAAGGAGACCAAGGCAUUAAUUACACAAGACCCAAGGGUCAACAAUAGGAGUGAGCAUGGGGGACCUACCAGAGCUAUGAUAAGCGAAGGUUAACCAGGAGAUGUAUUGAAAAACAGUUUCAUACCACCUUGUUGAUUGCUUUCUCUGCUGUUCCUUAUCAGGAGGGUGGGUGGUGGUGGUGUUCUUGUUUGUUUUUUGUUUUUUGUUUUUUUUUUUUACUUCAGCAAUGGGGUUUCUGAUCAGAGUGAUUAGCAUAGAGCAUUGUUCUCAAAGGACCAUAUACUCUUCCUUCAAGAACAGAUCUAGGGCCCUUUCAUUCUAUAGACCUACUAAGGAAUCUACUUGAUUUUUCUAGGAAGGAAGUGGUUGAGUGAAGCUGGCUAAAUCUUUUUUUUUUUGUAAUUUAUUAUUAUUACUAUUUUUAUUUACUUUACAUCCAGAUUGCAGCCCUCUUCCUCUCCUAGACCUAUCUUCCCUUCCUAUUCCCCCUAUCCUCUCCUACUCUGAGAAAAGGGAAUCCCCCCCCAACAACCCACACCCAGCAUAUGAAGUUGCAUCAGGACUGAGCACAGCCUCUUCCUCUGUGUCCUAGCAAGGCAGCCCAGCCAGGGUAAAGUGAUUGAAAAGCAGGCCGUAGAAUCCAUGUCAGAGACAGCCCUUACUUCCUCGUAUUAGGGGACCCACAUGAAGACCAAGCUGCCCUUUGGCUUUAUCUGUAUAGGGGGUCUAGGUCCAGUCCAUAUAUGGUCCUUAGUUGAUUUGUUGCCACAAGCCUCUCUGGGCUCGGGGUAGUUGGUUCUGUUGGUCUUCUUAUGACGUUCCUGUCCCGUCUGGGUCCUCAUAUCCUUCCCCUCACUCUUCAAGAUGCCUACACACUGCCCAAUGUUUAGCUGUGAGCCUUAACUGUUUUCCUCUGCUGCUGAGAAGAGCCUCUCAGAGAACAUCUGAAAGCAUAGCAGAGUAUCAUUAAUAGUGUCAGAGCUUAGCUGUGUACCAUGGGUGGGUCUCAGAUUGGGCUAGGCAUUAAUUGGCUAUUCCCUCAAUUUCUGCUUUAUUUUUAUGUCUGCACAUGUUGUAGGCAGGGAAAUUUUGGUUCAAAGGAUGUUGUUCCUCUCCCUCCACUAGGAGUCUGUAUUUAGAGGGUGCCCUCUUAAGUCUCCAUGACCCCUGCUACUGGUAGUCUCGGCUAGAGUCACCUCCAUAUCCUCCUCGGAGCCUACCCUGUCGUAGGUCUCCAGCUUCUUACAGAGAUGCCCCCACUAAUGGUGUCUCUUCUCUCUGCAAGCUCUUUGUGCUACUCUCUGCUCUCCCCAUGUCUGUUCUCUACCGUCGUUUCUCUCCAAGUUCCUUCUCUUACCCUGUUCCCUCUCUUCAGCCACUUCCACUAUCUUGCAUUUUCUCUUUUGAGUGGGUUUUAAGCAUCUUCCCUUAGGUCUUCCUCAUUAUUCUUCAUCUUUGGGUCUAUGAGUUGUUGUAUGGGUUAUCCUGUACUAGAUGUCUAAAGUCCACUUAGAAGUGAGUAUAUACCAUUUGUGUCUUUCUGGGUCUGGGUUACCUCAGUCAGGAUGAUAUUCUCUAGUUCCAUCUAUUUGCCUGCAAAUUUCAUGAUUUCCUUUUUUUUAUGAGCUGAAUCGUAUUCCAUUGUAUAAAUAUAUGGCAAGUUUCUUUAUUCAUUCUUGGUUGAGGGACAUCUGGGUUGUUUCCAACUUCUGGCUAUUACAAGUAAAGCUGCUAAGAACAUAGUUGACCAGAUGACCUUGUUGUGUGGUGGAGUAUCAUUUGGGUAUAUGCCCAAGAGUGGUAUAGCUUGGUCUUGAGGUAAUGCUAUUCCCAGUUUUCUGAGAAAUUUGAUUUCCAGAGUGGCUGUACAAGUUCACACUCCCAAGAGCAAAGGAGGAGGGUUUUCAUUGCUCCACAUCCUCUCCACCAUGUGCUGUCACUUGAGUUUUUGAUCUUAGCCGUUCUGAUAGGUGUAAGAUGGAAUCUCAUUUGCAUUUACCUGAUGACUAAGGUCAUUGAGCAUUUCUUUUAAGUACUUCUUGCCAUUCAGUAUUCCUCUUUUGAGAAUUCUGUUUAGCUCUGCACCCCAUGUUUAACUGGAUUAUUUUGUUUGUUCGUGUUUAACUUCUUAAGUUUUUUAUAUAUUUUGCAUAAUAGCCCUUUGUCGGGAUGUAGGGUUGAUGAAGAUCUUUUCCCCACCUCUAGGUUGUCGUUUUGUUCUAUUGACAGUGUCUUUUGUCUUGCAGAAGCUUUUUAGUUUCAUGUGGUUCCAUUUAUUAAUUGUUGAAUUGAGAGCCUGUGCUGUUGGUGUUCUGAUCAGGAAGUUGUUUCAUGUGCCAGUGAGUUUCAGGGUUUUCCUUUCUCUAAUUGAGUGUUUCUGGUUUUAUGUUGAAGUCUCUGAUCUACUUGGACUUGAAUUUUGUUCAGGGUGAUAAAUAUGGAUCUAUUUGUAUUUUUUUACAGCCAAUUAGACCACCACCAUUUUUUGAAGAUGCUUUAUUUUUUCCAUUGUAUGGUCUUGUCUCCUUUGUCAAGUGUCCUUAGGUGUGUGGAUUUAUUUCUGGGUUGUCUGUUCGAUUCCAUUGAUCUACCAAUCUGUUUCUGUGGCUGGGCUAAAUCUAUCAACCUGUUCACUGAGGAAUUUACAUUGCUCAUACUCUGUAAUUAGGGAUGCUGUGCCAAGUACAGCAGAGCCAGCUACCCUUAAUCCUACUAGAAUGGGUUUCAGAAUAGGGGCUGCAGUUUUUGUUUAAGAUCCAUGUCGAUGCAUUUCACUCUGCUUUUAUAAUAGGAAACCUGAGUUAGGACAUGUACUAAUAUGCUUAAUUCAGCUUCUUGCUCAAUAAAAUGGCUGACAGACAAAGAGUAAGCCCUGAGGUAUAGGCAAGCCAAAACACUCUGGUUGCAGCCAGGAGGUUUUCUUUUAGUCCAAUGGCUUGUAUUAAAUGUACACCAGGAUUAUGACACAUUUGAGAGUAAGUUGAUGUGCUUAGGGGGGAUACUCAUGACCUAAAACAAGUUCCAUUUCCCCAUAUGUCCCCUAAAUCAAGGGGAAUGUCCCAUGGGUAAAAGGUAGUAUCGUAGGGGAGAACCAAAUUAAGGUUUUGAAAAGGUUUGGAAACUGUCACGGCUAUACCUAUAGAGUAGUGAGGUUUGGACCUUAAACAGACGCAGCAGUCUCUGUCAUGCAGGGGUGGGUAUUUAGAAACUUAAAAGCAGCUAUAACAGCUUCGAUCAAGGGGGACCCAUGAAAUGGAUGGGGGAUAGUGGAGUCCCGAAAAGGGGGCUAUGGAGGGCAAGUUUGGAGGUGUGGUCUCCAGCCCAGAGGGGUCAGUAGGGACCUGGUUGGGGAGGAACCUCAUGGACUCCUGCUAGAGGUUCAAUGGGCCUAAAUGGUAUAGCUUAGCUCACCUUUUAAUAGUGAACAUGAUUCCUGGGUCCCAGCCCAUACAGUAUGCUCUGAGUCCCCAUGUCCUCCCAGUGUCCCUAGUCAGUAUAGGAGGAAGCAGUUCUCAUCUCUCAAAGGUGAUGACCAUUUUACAAAUGCAGGGCACCUUACAGCUAAGGUUUUGUUCAGUUUUAUUUCUAAGUAUUCAUCAGGUUUCCAGCCCUUUGCCCAAGUAACACAAGGCCUAUAGAGGCAAUAAAACUCUUCAUCCUGGCAGUAGACCAUCUCAGCUCCUUCAGCUGGGCAAGCAUAAUAUUGGUAUCUUCCUAUGAGCUUUUCCUCCUCAGUGUGUUUGGGCUGGCACCUUCCCAAGACUUGGCCAUAAAUGGCAGAGAUCUACCUUGAACUGGGGAGGCUCAGCAACAAUUCUACCCAUCCAAGUAUCUGAUAGUUUCCAUAACCAUGUCCUUGGCCUAUAGUUUGCUGGUUUCCUGAGUCCUAUGCUUUGGCAAGGUACCAGAUUUAGUAGGUAAGAAGUAUCAGAGGGAGCCUUCGGCCACCAGUCGUACCUUUAGUGGAUCUUCCAGGUGCUGUCUGUCGGUACAUUGUCAGUCUGGGUCCUGACUGGGAAUGACUGACUGGGUCAGUCUGGGAAGCAGACUUCAAAUGGGAAUGGUAGAUCCAAGCUCAGAUUCUUUCAACUUUUACAGCCAUAGGUGUGGUCAGGAUCAUGGUGUAAGGUCCCUUCUUUCCAGUGAGAGGCUAAAGAUUCUCUGUUGUCUCUUGAUCCGGACCAGGUUACCAGGCUGUAAUCUGUGGGAGUGGACCAGUGGCAGUUCAUACAAAUGUCAAACAUAGGUUCAUACAAAUGUCAAACUCCACUCUGGACCCUCUGGAGUGUCUGGAUUGACUUAAGAAUAGCAUGAUUAGAAUUGUCUGCUCUAGUAUUUGGGAAGAUUGGGGGAGGUCUCCCAAGUGUUAUCUCACAAGGGAUCGUUCUCUCAAUUUAGGGAGUUUUUCUACCCCCCAGUGUAUAAGGAUAAAGGGAGGGACACCUUCCUUCAUUGCCAGUUUCCAGGGUUAAUUUGGUAAGGUCUCCUUUAGGCCCAAUUCAUCCUUUGUGCCUGUCCUGAGCUUUGAGGAUGGUAUGCACACUGUAACUUCCAAUUAUCCCCAACAUUCACACUAAGGCCUGACUAACCUGGAAGACAAAGGCUGGACUAUUGUCCAAUCCCAGAGCUGUUGGCUGUCUCUCUCUAGGUAGGGAAAGCCUCGGUCCAUCCUGAAAAGGUGUCAACAAACACUAAAGAGUUAUCUAUAGCCAAAUUUUCCUGGUUUUACCUCUGUAAAGUAUGUCUCCCAGAAGAUGCUGCAAAAUUCAUGCAGUUCCUCCCUCUCUUGGCUGCCAUCAAGGGACAAAACUGGUCUUUUGGCAAGAGUGACACCCAGUGGUGACAUUUUGCAGAUUUUUAGGCAAGUCUAGAACAUAGAACUUAGGGGUAAUCAAUUCUUUCAUCUUUCUCACCCCGAAGUGGGUUCUCUCAUGAAGUUGUUUGAUCAUUACUCUUAGUGGAGCCCUCGGCAGGAUUUUUAUCUCUUCUACCACUCUUCUUUGUUGCGGCCUGCGCAAUCGUCUCGCCAGCAAGAACUUACUUGGACAACAGGAUCCUUCUGCAGCAAGCUUUAUUGCAGUCAAGCGAUGAAAGGAGGAAGACCCCGAGCCCUGAAGUGGCGCUGUUUAUAUAAGCCCUGCUCGCACCAGAGUGGUGUGAGAUGACGUAUCAUUCCCUGAUUGGCUGCUCACCCAUCACCCCAUAUGAUGCCCCGGGCUGGGCUCGUGACUUGGCACGCUAUUGCCAAACGGUCAUGCGCUCUAGGACUUGUUUACCAGUUUUGAGGGCGGAAGCCAGCGCCAUGGCGACCAAACCCCGGCUCUCCACACUUCUUUAAGAUAAUCUUUGCGUAGAAGUCGGUAGGCCUCUUCAUCUUCCUAAAAGUAAGUUGGAGCUUCAGGCAAGACUGAGUCAGGCAAAGAUAUCGAUGGAAGCAUGGGUAGUUGCUUCAUUUUUCCCUAGCUGCUGUAUCUGCCCUACAAUCCCCUGAGGCCGCUGGUGACUAUCCUUUUUGGUGGCUGAUACUCUGUAUCCCAACUCUUGUAAAGUUUCUAGGAGGGCCUCAAGUUGCUGCCAUGUCUUUGGUGGCUAAGAGGUAGAUCAUGUAGUACUGAAUAGUAUAUAAUAGACAGGUUUUUUAGGCAGCCAUGUGCUGUUAAGAGGUCUAGGAUCUCCUGUUUAUUUUUUAAGUCUUUCUUUCUGCUUUUCCUUCUAGUCACAUCUCACUGUAUAUUACCCCAUGCAGUGGCAAAUGCCUAUCAGCCAACAGUGUAAAUAUUAACCACCUUGUCCUUGUCUAGACUGAGAGCUUAUGUGAGCUAUCGGCUCUGCAUUCUGGCCCAAUAUCCUGCUUGGGAGGGGAGAUGCCCACAAUGUUUGAUUCAGUUCUGCCACUGCUGCCCCUGCAUACCUUGUCCUGUCUUUCAUAAAGCUGCUUCCAUCGGUGUACAUGCUAAGGUCUGCACUGGGCCAUGGACUGGCAGUCGGUCCUGCCAGGUUUUAUGUACAAGCAGUCAUGGGUUGGUGGGUUGUCCAAAUCUAGGUUGGGUAGCAGGGUGACAAGAUGAGCUAGGGGCAAAGGACACUCAGGGAUGGUUCAAUAAUUGGGGCUGAUAGUGCAUGAGCUGAGCGUUUGAGAUCCACUAUUCCAUAGGCUCUUGCGAACGCUUUCUACAGCAUGGGCCAUUGUGAUGGUCAGGAGUUGUCCCAAAGUCAGUUUGUCAGCAUCCUUGACCAUCACGGCAGUGGCCACUAUGAUUCUCAGAUAAUUCGGCCAACCUGCUGCCACAAUGUUUUAGAUGACUAGGCCACUGAACUUUGCCAGGGUCCCAAAUUUUGUGUCAUCCCCCCCUUUGGCAAUGCCUUGGCUCUUGUCCACAAACAAAUGGGAAGGCUUAGUCACAUCAGGCAAAGCCUGAUGGGCUGGUGUAGACAGCAAUGCCAAUUUUAAGUCAUUAAAGACUUCCUUAGUCUCCUUGUUCCAUUUAAAAGUCUCCUCCUGUCCUCUAAUGGCCUCAUAAAGUAGCAAAACUGGGAAUACAAAGUCCCUAAAAGCCUGCCCAUCCCUAAAAACUCAUAUACUUGCUGUCAUUUCUUCUGGAUGCCCAGGAUGGUAUUUUGUUGUUGUUUUUGUUUUGGAGACAGGGUUUCUCUCUGUAGCCUUGCUGUCCUGGACUCGCUUUGUAGACAGGCUGGCCUCAAACUCACAAAGAUCCACCUGCCUUUGCAAGCUAGGGAUAGACUUCUGUGACCCCAAGUUUGAAGCCCAAAUAAGUGACUUCAGUCACUCAGGCUUGUGCUUCUUUGGCUGAUACUCUCUACCCCAACUCUUGUAAAGUUUCUAGGAGUGCCUCAAGUUGCUGCCAUGUCUUUGGUGGCUAAGAGGUAGAGCAUCUAGUAUUGAAGCAAAGUGAGUGACAUUUGGUGUGUUUCCACUGUACACACUUAGGUCUUGGUGGAGGGCCUCACUAAAGAUAGUGGGUGAAUUUUUAAAUCCUUGUGGCAGCCUCCUCCAGGUCAGUUGUCCAUUGAAUACAUUCUCCAAAUCAUUCCAUUCAAAUGCAAAUAUCAGUUGUCUCUUGUCUAAAGGAAUGCUGAAGAAAGCAUAUUUGGAUCUAAUACAAUAUAGAGUUCUCUAUCAGGAGGCAAGAAACUCAGAAGUGUAUAUGGGUUUGGAAGAGUCAAGUGUGUUAUGUUCCAGCCUUUUGUUUACCUCCCUCAGGUCCUGCACCUGCCUAUAGACUUUGCCCCAGGUUUCUUGACUGGCAACAGUGAUGUGUUCUGUAGGAAACAGCAUGGUCCCAGAGCUGUUUGGUGUGCUGCCUGAUGCCCUGGAGGGCUUCUUUUUUUUUUUUUUUUUUUUUUUUUUUUUUUUUUCCUGGAGGGCUUCUGAUGAUAGAAAGUAUUGCCUUAUGGAGUGGCCAUAGCCUUCAGAGUCACUACCACAGGAGGUAGGCCAGGCCAGGGAGGUUUUUUCCUGCCCAUCCUCAUGUUACAUCUGCCAUGUACCACGAGGAUAGAUGCGGCACUAUUCCUUGUUUGCCCAUAUUCAGGCAGUAUUCCUCUUACAAAAAGGAUGAACGCCAGAAUGGGGUCUGAUCGGACUAUCAUCAACUUUAUUGUCUUCAUCAUAUUCAUCUUCAAUUUCUGGAGUUGCUUCUUGUUCCUCUUCAUAAGGUACAGUAUGGCGCCUCCAAACUUUGCCAGCUGUUCUGCACCUAUGUCUUUUUCAGCUGGAGUUGCUUCCUGCUCCUCUUCAGGCUUAGUGUGGCCAUUGGCUAAUUUGCUCUUGCAUCUUUUAUUGGCUGGGGCUGCUUCCUGUUCCUCUUCAGAAGGUGCAGUGUGGCCAUUCUGACAUUUGUGUACUGUGAUUAAAUUUUGAGUUGGUUUUUUUUUUUUCAGCUGGGCCUGCUUCCUAUUCUCUUAAGAAGGUACACUGUGCUAUUCUGACAUUUGUAUGUUAUGAGUUACUCCUGAGCCUUUUCUCAGGUGGAGCUGCUUCCUGUUCCUCUUCAGAAGGUACAGUGUAGCCAUUCUGACAUUUGUGAGAUGAUUUGCUCCAUAGUCUUUGUAAUGCUCAUUUUUAAACUCUUACUUUAUUUGGGGUGUUUACACCUCUACCUCCUUUCCAGCAGCACCCCCCCAACCCUAGGUAGCAGAGAGGUUGGUUGGGAGAGAGGGCACAGACCCAUUUACUUCCCCUGGCUGUUUAGAGUCAUUGAGUCUUUGGGGGAUAUACUUAUCUGUCAACAGCAAUUGCAGCCUUCUCCAAGCUGCUGUGCCCAACUCAUUUCUCUCCAUCUAUCUGCUCCAGACCAACAUACUGUCAGUUUUUCUGGUCUCUCCAAAUGCUACAUGCCACAUGCCACAUGCCAACACUGCACACCACACCGUCUCUUUCUGGGCUCUCAUUUAUAGCCUUAGAGCCCUAGACCAGGCCCCUCUUGGUGCAACAUGUGGCAGGCCAUUACCAGCUGGCAAAAGCCAUGCCCCACAUGAGACAAUUAACAGCUAUGGAUAAACUAAAGCUUAACCUAAAAUCUCACACUUGGGAUUAAAACAUAUUUAUAUAACAUAACUGAGUUUACAAAGAAACCAAAAUUUCCAUUGCAAUCUUUUCUCAGCUGGACCUGCUUCCUGUUCCUCUUCAGAAGUAUGCAUGUGGCCAUUGUGACAUUUAUGUGCUGUGAUUGCAUCCUCUUUUCUCAGAUGGGGCUCCUUCCUGUUUAGAGGGUGUAGUGUGGCCUUCCUGAGCUUUGUGUACUAUUCUGUGCCUGCAUCAUUUCUCAGCUGGAGAUUCUUCAUUUUCCAGAGUUUUUCUUCCUUAUUUCCAAGGUCUAGUCAUAGCUCUGCUCUUUAGCAUCUUUUCAGCAGUUGUCAAUUCUCCUCUGUGAUUAUCCUGCUUUAGGAAUUGAAACACAGCCUUGCCCUCAAUGGCACAAUCCACACAGGCCUUCAGUCUGCUGGAGAAUCACAUUCAAAGGUCCUAGGCCGAAGUAGUCAGAAAGGUGCUAACUUUCUGUGGAUCCAGGUAGGGGCCACAAUCUCAAUGUUUCUUUCUUUAUACAGAGACUUCAUUCGCUUUUGUCCAAUGGCAUCCUCUUCUGCUUUCCCUCUCCCCACCAAGGGCCACAUCCGUCUCUUCGUUUCUCCUGGUGAAAUGCAUAAGUAAAAAUGGGUGUUUAUAACUGCCUUAUUUACUUUGGGCUGGGCAGAUAAUCCACCUACACUGUUUCAACAACCUCACCAUCCAUCUUCCAGCCCCCAUCCGAUUUACUUCCCCUGGCUGUUUAGAGUCAUUGAGUCUUUACCAUCCACCUUAACCAUCCUUAUCUAGGCUAUCUUCCAUCCAUUAUCUUAUGAAUACUUGCAUAUGUUUGGUGGUUUUUUCCACGCCAUCCUUGGAGUGUUUCCUCCUGACCCACGUGGUUUCUUCUCCAUGCUAACCCAUUGUGUUCUCCUCCCUUCUCUCUUCCCCAUCUGUUUCCCAUGAUUCUCUUGAACCCAAAGCCCGGGAACCUUAGCCAUGCCUACCCCAUUCUGUCCUGCCCAGAUUUUAGGCCUUUAAUCAAUCAGGUGAAAUGUCUUAGGCAGGUUUAUACAACAAGGAUAGGUUUAUCCAAGCAGUAACCAGAUCUUGAGGGCAAGUAAUUGGUUGGCAUCAAAAUACAAGAAAGUAACAGACCAACCCCCAACACAUGGCCUCACUUUCUAAAGACUAUUCAUGACCAGUUAGAUAUUAUUUGAUACAGGUUUUCUCCAGGUCUGAACUCCUUCCAAACCCUUUCCAGCACUAAUCUGAUCCUUAAGGGUCUGAGUACGGCAGGCUAGGCUCUUCCGGCCAAUGCCAACAAAGCUGCCUUGGUCGCCUCCACACUGAGGCUACAGAGAAUCUGAGGCCACACCUACCUUUUGCAGUUGUCUCAUCAGCAGACCCCUCUCCUUCCUGGUUGGCUGGAAUGUGCUGUAGGGGACGUAGCAGUCUGUUAUUGCAUAGAAGUGAGCUAGGAUUUUUGUUUUGUUGCCCUUCUUGAAACGGGGUCUUGUUGUAUAGUCCCUGGCUGGUCUGGGACUCAUUACGUAGCCCAUGGUGGUCUCAAACUGGCAGAGAUCUGCCUACCUCUACCUCUUGAGUGCUGGGAUUAAAGGCCAGUGUCACCAUAGAACUAAAGUUCUAAAGAGUGGGACUCCAACUACAAGGUCUCUGUAAAGAAUUUUUUUAUCAUUAAAAAAAAAACCUCUUUUUCCCAGGCCCUGUCCUGCUCCUUUUCCUUUGUUAAAUACAAUGUGGUUAACAGAUAUAGUUUAAAAUAUUACCAAAGCCAGCUAUGGGCACACAUGCCUGAUCCUACCACUUCAGACUUAAGGGAAGAUCACUGACCUGGGCAUCAGCCUGAGCUACAGUGUGAAACUGCCUUAAAAAAAUACUACCUUAAAAAAAAGCUACCUUUCAGAUAGAGCAAACUUAGAGCCAGAGGGAUGAAGUCAGUAGAUAUAGCAGGGGUAAGGACCAGAGAUCACAUGCCCAUGUGAUCAUUUAUCUGAUCCGUGUAAGUCCUACCAGGCAUGGUAGCCACCUACAGUCUUGGCCUGGAGCAGGUAGAGGAGGUUAUAUCUGUAACUAGGUCCCUACCUAGACUAGCAAAAUUGAAUCAUUCCAGGCCCAGCAAGAGGCCCUUCUUUGAUAAAGAACAAUCAGGAGAAUGUGGUCAGCCUCAGGCCUCUAGGCACAUCAUGAGCAUAUGUGUAUUCCUGUGUUUGCCUCCCCUAUUGUAAGUAGUGAUUAAUAUUUACUAUUGAUGUAUCGUCUAGUAAUCCUGCUGUUAGUCUUAAACAGCUGUAUAACCAAAUCACCACACAGAGACUAGGUUUAUUUAGUUAACCUAGAACACAAUGCUGGGCAAUAGUUACUCCCUCCUAAACCUCCAAGCCCUCAUAGUUUUCUAACAUUUAGAUUUCCCACAUUAUACUUGCUUUUAGUGAUACAUUAAGUCCAGUCCAUCUCCACAUAGUUCUAAGAUCUCUCCUCCAGCUCUGCUCCUAGCUCUUCUCUCACCCUUUCUCCUCCCACUCAUUUCCUGCCCUCUAGCUCCUCCCCUUUCCUGUCCUCUGGCUCCUCCCAGCUCAACAUUGUAUCUAGAUGCUUUAUUUGGAAGUUUACACCAAGUUGAGGCAGGAUGCUUAGAAUAAGUAUCACAAUGCAAUGUCCGGACUGAAACCAGAGAGUGGGGGGGGGGUAGGGAGCCCAGAAAUCAGCAUUUGAAUGAACAAGGGUAAGGUGUAUACAUUUCAAAAGAACAUACCAACACUCCCCCAAAACGCACGCAAAAAAUGAAGAAAUAAUACCUUAACCAUUGUAAACAAAAAGGUACUACCUGUUUUAGAAAUGGGAAAAAAUAUCCAGACCUUGUAAAAUAAUUUGAAAUUUUCUUGUAGCUUUUUCAUCAGUUAUAUGGAGUACCUAUAGAUGCAAAUGCAAAAAGCAUGACUGCAUUUUUCUGUGUAAUAGUCUUCCAAAAGACAGACGUAUGCAUUAGGACAGGAUUAAAUACCCAUGUGGAUGACCAGUACUUUCAUAGGUAUUAUAGUCUAGGCUUUGAGAAUACAUUUACAUGGUAACUUAAAAUGUAUGAUCAUCAUGAAACAAGGUGGCCACUUGAGCAGUUAGACAAGACUCUAAGGACAGUUGUUUUAAAUGAUUAUGUGUUCGCAGUAUCUGCUUACAAAUAUUUUCACAGAAACUCAUGUUCUUCAAAUUAUCCUUGAUAUGUAGUUUGACUUAAAUGGUUGACAAUCUGUAAAAUAUUUAGUGUCCUCUAAUUUCAGUUAAAGAGUUUGUAAAAGUCCUCAUGUGCAUGUGUGUGUUUCUAUAGCCCAAAACAAUGAAGUCUGUGGCUUACAGCUGAUACCUAGCUAAUACCAUCUAGCAUAACAGUUUUGCCUGUUAAACCUGUUGCCACUAUCUGGGAGCAGUGGAGAGUGCUCCUUAGACAGUUUGAACUUAAUGGAUGACCUUUUUUGCUUCAGAUAAAUGUUUAGGAAGCAGAAUGACUCAGUAACUUUAAUCUGCAGCUACCUUAAGAAUUCCCUUGAAUGCUGCAGUUGAUUUCAGAGGAAACUCCUGAAAGGAAGGACAUCAAGAAAGGAAGCUAGUGGGUCACUACUGAUUGUAAUCCUAACACUCUCUUUUGUUGCAAGAACAAGUAAAUAACUAGUUUAAUUCAGUGGCAGGGACUAAAGAACUUGCACAAAAUUAGCAACGCCAUCCUUUUUUGUUGGAAAAUUAGUGUAUACUAAUCUACAACACAAAAAGAUUAACAUGAGAUUAAAGGUGAGUGGUACCUGCCCCUUAUGUUAGUCUUUGCCCUCCUACCUUUCCCCUCUACGGUUUCGCAUUAGCCUGGUAGUUUGGGUACUGGAACAUUUAAAAAGACUAGUAAACACCCUUUUUAUUUUGUACCUCUGACUUUGGUUUGUGCUUUUCUUCUCUACAUAGUGUGCAUUUGAGUGUAUCUUUCAAAACACAAUUAUAAAACACUCUGUGCUAUGGUUUUCAUAUUUAACAUCUCCCAUAUUUUAUUUUGAUUUUUUACCUCUAUGACAAAGGCUAAUUCCCUUGCUAACUUUUUUUAUUUUAGAGUCAAGAAAGAGAACUCAUUUUCAGUGUUAUGUGACAAUCUGUUUUAAUUAAAACGUGGCAAAUAUAAAUAGUACAUAUUUUUCAGAUAAUGGCAGACUUGAACACUGUAUUGUGAGCAUAGUUGCAAGCAAAUGGACAAACCUGCUUUCAGUAACCUGGAGUUUGUAUUGAAGUUGAAAGUUGUAAGAGAAGUAAUGUCUUAAAGAAAUGUGUAUGUUUUCUAUGUUAAGUUCAACAUUCCAGAGCAUGAGAUACUUACUUUUAUUCAUGUAAUAAAGUUGUAUGCAAAUACAGUUUAUGUGUUUAUAAAAUGCGUUAUAAUAAUGAGUCUAGGAAUGCCCUCUUCAAAACAAAUAUUUAUAAUGGUAGUGUUUGAAAUAUUGUGCACAUAGGUACUUUAUAGCAACUCAAACAAAUCUGACUUUGUAUUUUUUAACAUUAAGCAUGUGUGUUAUUCAUUUUUGAUAAGGAGUACAUAUCUUAGAGAUGUGUGGGUUUAUCACUUACUGAGAGUUUGCUGAGCUCGGCAUUCUCUACAGGCAUGUUACAAGUAAUGUUGUAUGACUUGUUUUGACCUCACAGUAAUAAAUCGUUCCUUCAGAA
Messenger RNA from Meriones unguiculatus (Mongolian gerbil), 17992 nucleotides. It is a transcript of the gene Ubxn2b, whose product is annotated as UBX domain protein 2B. Gene Ontology annotation, cellular component: nucleus; cytosol. The transcript has 8 exons. Gene Ontology annotation, biological process: proteasome-mediated ubiquitin-dependent protein catabolic process; Golgi organization; membrane fusion. The record is from RefSeq and is a predicted model, not a curated record. Bases 21 to 1019 code for a protein of 332 amino acids. Gene Ontology annotation, molecular function: ubiquitin binding. Lineage: Eukaryota; Metazoa; Chordata; Mammalia; Rodentia; Muridae.